UUGAAUAUUUACUUUUAUUAUUCAUGAAAAAAAUAAAAAAAUAGAUACAAUAAUAACUUAUAAUGAUAAUAUAUUUUUUUAAUUUUAAAUUGUUUCUAAAUAAUUUUUAAUAAAUAAAUAUAUAAAUUAAUUCAUAAAUUUUUGCGAAAUUUUUUUAGAUAUAAAGAAAAAAAAUUCAGAAAUAGGAUAAAAAUUAGAAAAUCAAUACCAUCUCUAGAACAUUAUAAAUGAAAUUAAUAUAUAAACGGGAAGAGAAAUAAUAAAAAAAUGAAGUAAAAAUUGAGAAAUUAACAGCAUUUACUAUGCCAUAAAUAAAAUUAAUAUAUAUAGAGAAAGAAAGCAAAUAGAACAGAAAACAGACAAACUAAGAAUUGAUUAUCAACGCCAUCUCUUGAGUAUUAUAUACAUCUUUCUUUCUUAAAAACAAAGUAUAGCAAUGAUUUUUAAUUCUUUUUAAUUCUAUCGUAUUCUAAUUUUUAAAAGAUAUCUUUACUACUCAAGAGAUGACCCUAAUGAUCAAUUUUAUUUCUAGAUUUAUUUCUAGAUUUCUGAUCAAUCUAUUUUAUCUCUAUUCUUCUUUUAUUGUUAAAUUUUUCUUAUAUUUAUUAUUUUUACUUAUUUUAGAGCAUUAGUUUUUAUUCUAUAUCUGUUAUUUUCUUAUUAUGCUCUCUUUAUCUAUAACUAUCUCACAAAAAUUUUAAAGAAAAUAGUUUCAAUUUAUAAAGUUUUUUUUUUAAUUUUCCCGCAUAAUUAUUUUUUGUAGUUGUUCACCAUGAAAUAUGAAACAAAUUUAUAUAGUUAUAUAAACUUAUGGAUUAAGAGAAAAAAUUUCAAGUUUCUCACAUAAUUUCUUCUUUUUAGAUAAGCUAAUCUAAAUUUUAUCUAAUAAAUACAUCAUCUUAUAUCAUUAUAUUUCUGCUUCUUUUCAUUGCAUAUCUCUUUACUUAAAUUUUUCGUAUAAUGUGGUUAACGCGUGAUUGUAUUUUCAGUUUAGAUUUUUAUUAUAAAAUUUUUAUUCUAAUACACUUUUAUUCUAAUAAGUGAUAUAUUUGAAACUUUUGUUAAUAAAUAGUGUAACUAACAAAAAUUUAUAUUUAACGCAUGUUGCAAUUUAUAAAUAAUGAGGUUAAAUAAAAAAUAUAAUAAUAAAAUCAAUUUAUAUUAAUUAUUAUUGUAAUUUUUAGAAACUUGUUAAUUAUAUCAUUUAGACUUAACAAUUAGACAAUUGUUUUUGUUUCUAAAAAUAAUUAAUUAACAAAUUAUUCAUUAUAAUUAACUUUUAAAUAUUAAAUAGUUUUAAAAAUAGUUUUUUUUGUUUUGUGAUGUUCCAAAAUAUUGUAUACUGUUUUAAGUGCAUCAUUAAAAAUAUUCACAAAACUCAAAAAUCAUAUAAAAAAAUAAGAACUAUACAUGAAACAAAUAAAUUUUUGAAAAUGCAAAAAACGAAACAGUUAAAAUCUUAUGUACAUUUUAAUGCAAAAUUAAAGGUACUUGGCAGUGGAGCACUUGGAACCCCACAAAAUAUAUUUUUUAUAACUGAUCAUAUUAAUUAUGUAUUUAAUUGUGGAGAAGGUACUCAACGUUUAAGUCAAGAACAUCAUUGUAAAUUAUCCAGAGCUUAUAAUAUAUUUGUGACAUAUUCUUCUUGGAAAAAUGUUGGAGGUAUUCCAGGUUUACUUUUAACAGCACAAUCAAAUGGUCUAAAAGAAAUAAAUAUUCAUUGUCCAGAAGGAUUUAAUGGUUUUAUAGAAACAAUUAAAUCAUUUAUAUCUUUACCAAAUCUAAAAAUUUCUUAUCCUGUAAUCGAUGAAUCUAAAGUAUAUAGUGAUAAUGUAAUGAAUAUUUCAUAUAUUCCUUUAACAAAAUCUAUCAAAAAUACUGAAGAAAGCUCUUUAAAUUUAAAUGAUAAAGAACAAUGUCAGACAAAUAUAAAUGGUAAAAGAGUUAUUAAUGAAAAAACACAAGAGGAAGAAACAAAAACAGAAAAAAAAAAAAAAAGUAUUCCACAUUUAUUAUGUUUUAUUUGUGAAGUUCAUCCAAAACCUGGAAAAUUGUUAAUAAACAAAUGUAUAGAUUUUGGUAUAUCACCUGGACCAGAUUUAAAUUUAUUAAAACAAGGAUUGAAUGUUACUAAAGAAGAUGGAACAAUUGUUUAUAGCAAAGAUGUAGUAGAAGCAAAUGAACCUAAAACUACUUUUAUAGUUUUAGAAUGUCCAACAGAAGAAUAUUUGGAUUCCAUUACAAAUCACCCUACUUUUUUAAAAUAUCAGACAGAAUCAACAGAAAAGGAAAAUGAAGUCCAUUGUAUAUUUCAUUUCACUCCUGAAAAAAUUUUCACAACUCAACAAUAUCAAGAUUGGAUAAAAAAGUUUCCUUCAAAAACAGAACAUAUAAUUUUAAAUGAUGAAAAUACUUGUAUGGGCAGUGAAGCUGUUUAUAAGAAUCAAUCUUUAUUAAAUAUGUUGCAUCCUGAAAUAUUUCCUUUAUUAAAUAAAGAUUGUUUUGAAAAAGAUAAAGAGAUUAAGAAUAAUAACUUUCAUCGUGCUAGAACAGCACAAAUAUUAAAUAUACGACCAAAUGUAUCUACUUUAAUUAAUAAUGAAAUUUAUAAGGAAUCACAAAACUAUAUUGAUGAAGUUUUAAAAAUUCCUAAUCUUACAAAUGUUUUAAAGGAAUUAAAAGUAAUUAUUGAUGAAAAAUCAUCAGAACUUAAUUUAAAUAAUAUUUCUGAUUAUCCACGAAUUAUAAUGUUAGGUACUGGUUGUAGUGUACCAAAUAAAAUUAGAAAUACAAGCAGUAUUCUUUUACGAAUUAAUAAAGAUACUAGCAUUUUAUUGGAUUGUGGAGAAGGUACUCUUGGUCAAAUUAUUAGAUAUUAUGGUGUUUUAGAAGGUCUUAAUAUUUUACGUACUAUUAAGGCUAUUUAUAUAUCACAUAUACAUGCAGAUCACCAUUUAGGACUAAUUGCUUUAUUAUUACAAAGAAAAAAGAUCACAAGUCAAAAAUUAUAUUUACUAUCACCAAAAAAUCUGAUGCCAUGGCUAAAUUUUUACAAUGAUCGAUUUGAAUCUAUUGCUCAUCAAUAUAUUUUAAUGGAUAAUAGUAAUGUAUAUCUAAAUUAUCAUAGGCUGCCUACAACUUUUGAACUUGAAUUGUACAAUAAAUUAAAUAUUAACGAAAUAAAUACAAUUCAUGUUCCACAUUGUAAAUACUCAUUUGGUAUUGCUAUUACUCUCAAAAAUAAUAAAAAAAUUGUUUAUAGUGGUGAUACUAUAUUUUGUCAUAAUCUUAUAACUUUAGGACAAAAUUGUGAUUUAUUAAUUCAUGAAGCAACUAUGGAAGAUGGUCUUGAAAAAUUAGCAAAAAGUAAAUUACAUUCAACUACUUCUCAAGCAAUAAAUGUUGGAAAAUUUAUGAAUGCGAAGUUUAUAUUAUUGACGCAUUUCAGUCAACGUUAUUCAAAGAUUCCUUCUAUUCCAGACAAAGAAACAAAUGUUGGACUAGCUUAUGAUUUCAUGGAAUUUAAAUUACCGCAAUUACCAUUGUUACCUCUCUUCUAUCCAUGUAUAAAAGUGAUGUUUAAUGAAUAUAAUAAAGUAAUGAAUAAUUAAACACUCACAA
Messenger RNA from Apis cerana (Asiatic honeybee), 3621 nucleotides. RefSeq names its product ribonuclease Z (gene RNaseZ). The record is from RefSeq and is a predicted model, not a curated record. Lineage: Eukaryota; Metazoa; Arthropoda; Insecta; Hymenoptera; Apidae. Gene Ontology annotation, molecular function: 3'-tRNA processing endoribonuclease activity. Gene Ontology annotation, cellular component: mitochondrion. Gene Ontology annotation, biological process: mitochondrial tRNA 3'-end processing.